This is a messenger RNA of Papaver somniferum (opium poppy), 1529 nucleotides long. RefSeq names its product GDSL esterase/lipase At4g16230-like. Lineage: Eukaryota; Viridiplantae; Streptophyta; Magnoliopsida; Ranunculales; Papaveraceae. The transcript is spliced from 5 exons. The coding region runs from base 25 to 1173 and encodes 382 amino acids. Gene Ontology annotation, molecular function: hydrolase activity, acting on ester bonds. The record is from RefSeq and is a predicted model, not a curated record.
UUUUCCCAGUUAUUGAAUUGAACAAUGAUGGGUCUAUACACAAACUUUCGUGUUCUACUUUAUGUUGCAAUGUUUGCCUCAUUGUGGCGAAGGUAUUGUUUAGCCUUGGAGACGACAUUUCCAGCUACUUUUAUUUUUGGAGAUUCUUUGGUUGAUGCUGGUAAUAAUAACCACAUUGCAACUAUCGCGAAAGCAAAUUACGCUCCUUAUGGGAUUGAUUUCCCUGGUGGCGCUAAAUCUACUGGACGCUUUUCUAACGGAAGAACAGUAAUCGACAUCAUAGGGGAAGAGUUGGGUUUGAAUGCUUAUAUUCCUCCUUACUUAGCUCGUACAACAGUUGGAGAUGUUGUUUUUCGUGGAGUCAAUUAUGCAUCUGGUAGUUCUGGAAUUCUUAAUGAGACAGGGGCUAUUGCGGGUGAUCGGAUCAACUUGGAUGCACAAAUUGACAACUUCGCGGAAACAAGACAAUACAUUAUCUCAACUGUCAAGAAUGCCAAUCGUUUACCAAAGGCUUCAUCCAAAAGAUUACUUGGGGAAGCUCUUUUCUUUGUUGUAAUGGGUUCUAAUGAUUUCAUUAUCAACUACUUCAGUCCGAUUCCCUCAAUACGUACGCAAAAGGUUACCCCGGAAAUGUUCGUUGACUCAAUGAUUUCUAGAUUCAGACUUCAAUUAACCAGGUUGCACGAAAUGGAUGCAAGAAAGAUUGUUGUUGCGAAUGUUGGAUCAGUUGGUUGCAUCCCGUUAGAAAGAGCUUCAAACUUAAAUUUACAAUAUCCAACUGGUGGUUCUUGCAAGGAUUCCAUGAACAAAGCAACGGUGUUAUUCAACGCGAAACUGAAGAGCCUUAUCACGGAGUUGAACUCAAAUCUUGUUCAGUCCAAAUUUGUAUAUGCAGAUGUCUACAACAUGUUUUCGCAUCUUGUUGAUAACUAUAAAUCUUACGGUUUUGAGAAUUAUAAAACAUCAUGUUGUCAAGUACUUGCGGGACAGCUGCUUCGAGGUCUGUUACCAUGCACUCCAGCAUCAAUAUUGUGUAGGAACCGAUCCAAGUAUGUAUUCUGGGAUUGGGCUCAUCCAACUGAUGCUACCAAUGUUGUUAUUGCAAAAAGGUUUCUCGAUGGCAAUUCUACGGACAUGUAUCCGAUGAACAUUCGGCAACUCUAUUACGCAUGAGCCCUUAGAUUCCGUUGACAGUCUUGUACAACUAACUGUAUUAUACUCUCUUCUGUGAACCAGUCAGCCGUUGGUAUGGUGGAUAUCUACUAGUAUUUAAUUCAUCAAGUUGGCAUCUUGUUGGCGGAAAAGGAGGAUUUGGAAUUACGUUGUGCACCAGAAAAUGAGUCGUUGAAAAUCAACGGAUUUCUGGCCGUCGAAAUUAAGACCGGUAGAUUGUGAGGUUUUAUAUUUCGGAAUGUGCUCAUUUUUGGUAGGUAUGUAGAAUUUGGUAAGAGGAACAUAUGCCCAAAAUAUUAGCUUCAAAUUCGUUACAGUUUGAUUUUUAUUCGUGAAAAUGACACCUGACGUGUGAG